AUGGCCGAUCAAACUAUUCGAAAGCUGGCAGUCUUCCGGGCCCCAGGGUAUCCGUACCAAGACGACAAGCUCACGGCUGGCCAGACUGGCGUCUGGUCGGACAUUAUCGAUACCUGGAUGACUGAGGAGAUCAACGCCGAGUAUCGCGACGACGACGGCAACAUGCACCCUCUGCCUGGGCCGAGGAAGCGCGGCUGCGAUGGCAAGCCGAGAACAAAGCUGAAGCAGUUCUUCAACGGCCGCAUCACUCCGUACAAUGUUGGCCAGAAGCCUACUCCCAUCACCUGGAUCGGAUUCCCUCGACUGAUCCAGAAAGAAACCAACACGGACCAAGAGCGGUGGAAGGAGGCGGAUGCUCACCGCGACCGCCAGGACGAGUAUCUCGAGUGGACGGUCAAGAGGGACGAGGACGGGAGGAUCCUGUCUGUGACGUUUACCUGCGAAGGCCCUGAGUACUGGGCCUUCUUGGCAGAGUACGCUCCCAAGAAGAUGUUCGCCAUGUACCAGAGCUGCAACCCCGAGUUUGCCAGCCAGAUGAAGCAGGAGGACCUGUUUGACAGCAAUGGCAAAUACGAGCCAUACAACAAGUGGAACGGCGUCGUGAGGAGCGACCCCAACAGCGCAGACGACCUGAUCACGACCAACCCGGGCUGCAUCAUGCACCUGGCGCAGAAGAACAACACGCUGAGCGCCGAGAUUGACAUUGCUGCCCAGGGCACCGUGAUCCGCAAGAGGGAUGACGGGACGAUUAUAUCUGACCCGGUUGAGCUGUGCAACUGCUCGGCGUAUGGAAACCCGACGCGCAACUCUGAUCCCAAGCACGGCCAGAUUGGCUCGAUGAUCAACUCGCUGGUGGUCAAGGGCGCCAAGGUGUCGAUUGCCGACCCGGUGGCCAUCUACAUGCGCGAGUUUGCCGCGUCCAAGUUCCUGCUGGACGUGGACGGCACGGGCGAGAACCUGCAGCCGGUGCCCGCGGGCACCUUUACGUGGGUGCGCGGCGACAUCAAGAAGUACAUGGGCCUGCGGCUGCACAUCCAGGUGCCCGACGGCGUCGUGGGCACGGACGGCAACGCAGGGCGGCAGCUGACGGUGAGCGACCUGGUGGACACGAGCAACAGCCAGAACGUGCUGUACGGCGCCCAGUUUGCCGACUACAUCACGAUGAGCGUCAACGGGGUGGUGAUUCCUGGUGGCGAGCCGGAGCCGGCGCAGGAGUGUCCCUGCAAGUGCAAGACGGAGGCCAAUGGAGAUGCCGAGGCUGUGUCGACGACGACGACGACGACGACGACGACGACGACGAUGGCUUCAUCUGAUGGCAUGGGGCGAUUCCAGGGACGGAUGCGAGUGUAA
This is a messenger RNA of Trichoderma reesei QM6a, 1350 nucleotides long. RefSeq lists its product as uncharacterized. NCBI's taxonomy places the organism in Eukaryota, Fungi, Ascomycota, Sordariomycetes, Hypocreales, Hypocreaceae. The record is from RefSeq and is a predicted model, not a curated record. The coding region runs from base 1 to 1350 and encodes 449 amino acids. The transcript has 4 exons.